AUGCAAACCAGUGCAUCAUCUCUUCUUCAGAUCAACACGGCGUGUGAGGAAUACAACCAUAUGCGUAUAUGGUUACAAACACAUGGUACGCCUGUGAAUGUAAUUGAAAUGUCAAUGGCACGAAGAAUGAAGGACUUGGAUAGUAUCACCUUGCAACAGAUUUACUACAAUCGUGCAGACAUAAUUGAGGGAAAGUACUACUGCUUAAGAGGAUUUGUCGCCAAAAAUGACGGCAACAAGAUGUGUAAAAAGUGCAACGAUGUCGUGGAAACAACUCCAAGAUAUAGGUUGGUACUAAAUGUCGUAGAAGCGAACCUCAGUGGCACUAUAACACUUUUCGAAGAUGUCGGGAUGGUUUACGUGGGGUGCUCUAUUGAAGACUACAUUAGAUCUAUUGAGCAUGGAGAAGAAUCGUCUGAUUACUAUCGAGGCUUGAGCUUGCAAUCAACCACUGAAUUCUAA
This is a messenger RNA of Striga hermonthica, 462 nucleotides long. NCBI's taxonomy places the organism in Eukaryota, Viridiplantae, Streptophyta, Magnoliopsida, Lamiales, Orobanchaceae. The record is from the annotation of a GenBank genome assembly.